Messenger RNA from Verruconis gallopava, 408 nucleotides. RefSeq lists its product as uncharacterized. NCBI's taxonomy places the organism in Eukaryota, Fungi, Ascomycota, Dothideomycetes, Venturiales, Sympoventuriaceae. The record is from RefSeq and is a predicted model, not a curated record. The coding region runs from base 1 to 408 and encodes 135 amino acids. The transcript has a single exon.
AUGUUUUCUCACAACAGCUCCUACAGCUACGCCUGGCCUACGUCAGCCGUCUCCUCACCUUUCCGCACGUACCACCCGGCAACAGCGAAUACCGGUAUGUACAAUGCUGCACUCGCCGCGGUCAGUACUGUCGGUGCGGUGCAACACACUACUGCUGAUAGCCUUUCGUCUCUGCCCGUGGACGAUGCGCCUUCAGACGCCGUAAACCUACUUUCAUUGAACUUGAAUCUUUCCUCCGAGGGGAACGAUGCAAUCGCUACUGUUCGAUCAUUUAGGAAACCCAAUGUUGUUAAGAGUCUCACAAUUGCAAGUAAUGGAGAGGUUAAGAGCAUUGGUGCCGGUAACCUGUCUGGAACACUCCGACCUGAAAGUCGCGGCACUCCUGCAACAUCAGCAACAGCGACAUGA